This is a messenger RNA of Cryptococcus amylolentus CBS 6039, 396 nucleotides long. RefSeq lists its product as hypothetical. The coding region runs from base 1 to 396 and encodes 131 amino acids. The transcript is spliced from 2 exons. The record is from RefSeq and is a predicted model, not a curated record. NCBI's taxonomy places the organism in Eukaryota, Fungi, Basidiomycota, Tremellomycetes, Tremellales, Cryptococcaceae.
AUGUUUUCGAAGUCGAAGUAUGAAGCGGCACAUUUGUGCGCCAGCUAUUCGUACCGAGACGCUUUGGAUGAGGCUCGCAUGACUUAUUUGCUCAAGAAGUCCGAAUUCAGCGACCAUUUCUCGAAGGUAACAGAAAAGUGCUUUCGAUUCGAGAGCGAAGGCCAUGUACGGGCGAUCAAGCUCUGGGAUCAAAGGGUCAAGGACAUCCGCGACAAGUAUGUGCAUAAACGCACCAUUUUGCCCCUCUCCGUCUAUUUACUUUUGGAAGUCGCCAAUAUCAAGAUCUGGGACUCCGGAGAGGUGGAGAAGAUGAGAUUGGCUGGUGACGGUUUCGCGCAUAUGGCUGAGCGUCUUCAACGUUUGGUCCUAGGCUCGAGGGUGGGUCCCCGUUCAUGA